This is a messenger RNA of Papaver somniferum (opium poppy), 1305 nucleotides long. RefSeq names its product protein GLE1-like. The coding region runs from base 1 to 1305 and encodes 434 amino acids. Gene Ontology annotation, biological process: regulation of translational termination; poly(A)+ mRNA export from nucleus; regulation of translational initiation. The record is from RefSeq and is a predicted model, not a curated record. Gene Ontology annotation, molecular function: inositol hexakisphosphate binding; translation initiation factor binding; phospholipid binding. Gene Ontology annotation, cellular component: nuclear pore cytoplasmic filaments; nuclear pore; cytoplasm. The transcript is spliced from 10 exons. Lineage: Eukaryota; Viridiplantae; Streptophyta; Magnoliopsida; Ranunculales; Papaveraceae.
AUGGUUGUCAAGGUGAUUUUGGUAUAUGUUCCUGUCUAUCUUGAGAAGACAUUUGGACAAAAUUCUAGUGGUUCUGUUUUCAACCAUAAAGCUGUGAAAAAGACGGCUGAAGAAGCACGAAAGGCAGCAGCUUUUGAAGCAGAAAAUCGGAGAGCUAAAGAGGCUGCAGAAAAAGAAGUCGCAGAGAAUGCAAAAAAGGCAAGUGAAGAGGCACAAAAGAGGGAAGCUGCUCAAACACUAAAAGAUGUAAACAGAAGUGAACCUGGCAGAUCUGGAUCAAAUAUUUCACCAUCAGCAGGUAGUUUAGUUAGGGCUGCCGAUAGUGCUCUACGAGUAGAGGUUGAAAGGCUUCAAAAGUUUAAGGAGGUUGAUGAAAAUAACCAGGCUUUCAGAUUGAGUCAUAAUCAGGAUUUUCGUAGUCAUGAAUUGCAAAUUGGUUGGCGGAUAAAGCAAAUAUCUGGGAAUAGAGACAGUGUCAGAGCAAAAGCGAGUGAACUGAUUAGACUUAUUAAUGAUCCUCUAUGUCCUCAAUUAAUUAGUGCUGUUAUGUUUGCAAAGAAGGUUGUGUCUCAAUGCUCAACCCAGAGUGCAAACUUUAACAGUACUGCAUUUGCCUGUGGGCAUGUCAUUUUUCUUGUUACUUCACAGGUUCCCCUUGUGAUGGAUCUUCUUCUUGCGGAGCUCCAUAAGGCUUGUAUAUACACUGUUCCAAAGCAUGUAGCUUACUCAGAGUCAACAAUAUCUAAAGAAGACUACUUUAAAGUGAUGGGUUUCCGAGAAGAAGAUGGGAAGGCUGAAAGCCGUGAAAGUUAUUUGGAAGGAGUGGCAUCUUAUAUGAAACUAUAUGGAGCACUAGUUCAGACGGAAGUUAGCGGUGUCCAAAACCUACAUGGUCUGAAGGAAAGUUGGGCAUGGAUUGCCAGGUUGUUGAAUUCACUCCCAGCCAACAUAUACACGGCAGUAGCUCUGAACAGUUUCCUGGAAAUGGCAGGUUUUGCACUCUUUAAGACAUACAAAACUCAGUUCCGGAAGAUACUUAAUAUCAUAUCUCGCCACUUCCUGGGUGCCCUGGAAUCAAAAAAAAAUCCAAAGCUGAAUCCAAUCAUCAUGAAACUUAAAACUUAUAUCUACACAAACCAAUUCCUCAAGGAACCAGAAGGGUGGCUUUUGAAAACUUCUUUAUUGUCUGAGAUGGCUAUGCCAGAGGCAAAUUACAGUCCUCAACAGAACUACCAUUCUCAGCAGAACUACCAUUCUCAACAGAAUUACUAUCCUCAACAGAAUAGACGAUAUCACAACUAUUGA